Gadus chalcogrammus (walleye pollock) is the source of this 273-nucleotide messenger RNA. RefSeq names its product cytochrome c oxidase assembly factor 4 homolog, mitochondrial-like. NCBI's taxonomy places the organism in Eukaryota, Metazoa, Chordata, Actinopteri, Gadiformes, Gadidae. The record is from RefSeq and is a predicted model, not a curated record. The transcript is spliced from 2 exons. Gene Ontology annotation, biological process: mitochondrial respiratory chain complex IV assembly. Bases 1 to 270 code for a protein of 89 amino acids. Gene Ontology annotation, cellular component: mitochondrial intermembrane space.
AUGUCCACCACAUCACCUCCGCACAACCGCAGCCGAAGUGAGGAUGAGGACGAGGACGACCCAAUCGACCGCAUGAUCUCACGCACUGGUUGUGGCGAGCUUCACUAUGCUGUCCAGGAAUGCAUGGCGGAGCACCAGGGGCCUCAUGACUGGCGCAAGUGCCAAAGUCAAGUCCAGAAGUUCAAAGACUGCAUGACAAGCUUUCAAAACUCAAGGAAAGAACAGCUCAAUAAGCAUCAGCAUGACUCCGCCAAGUCGGCACAUAACUGAACA